Trichoplusia ni (cabbage looper) is the source of this 842-nucleotide messenger RNA. It is a transcript of the gene Srp72, whose product is annotated as signal recognition particle subunit SRP72. The transcript has 7 exons. Gene Ontology annotation, biological process: SRP-dependent cotranslational protein targeting to membrane. Gene Ontology annotation, cellular component: signal recognition particle, endoplasmic reticulum targeting. Gene Ontology annotation, molecular function: ribosome binding; 7S RNA binding. NCBI's taxonomy places the organism in Eukaryota, Metazoa, Arthropoda, Insecta, Lepidoptera, Noctuidae. The record is from RefSeq and is a predicted model, not a curated record. Bases 1 to 765 code for a protein of 254 amino acids.
AUGUUUGCUAUUUCUAAAAAUAUUAAAACAAUAUUGAGCAGCUGUCUCAGCCUCACCCGUACCACUUUAACCCGUAAAUCACAUAACUCUAAAGAGACAUCAAACAAACCUAAACGUUUCGCGUCCCUGCUGAGCGUAUGGCGCGCGGCAGGUCGCGCUCACGCCCGCGCCGGGGACGGCGGCGCGGCGGCGCGCGCGCACGAGGCGGCCGCGCGCGCCGCGCCGCACGACACGCGCGCCCUCGCCCGCCUCGUCAAGCUGCUGGCGCAGCGGGACCCGCCGCGCGCCCUGCUGCUGGCGCAGGGCCUGCCGCCCUUACACCAGCUGGAGACCAAGAUCGACAUAGACGCAUUAGAAUCAUCAAAAUGGAUGAUGGGUGCCAAAGUUGUGAAGAAAACCGUACAGAGCAAACAAGAACAAUCACCUGGCACGCCUGGUUCGGAACUCCUUAUGAAGCGCAAGCAGAAACGCAAGCGCAAGACCAAGCUGCCGCCCAACGCCGACCUGUCGAGACCCCCGGACCCAGAGAGAUGGUUGCCGAAGUACGAGCGUACCGCGUACCGCAAGCGGCGCGGAGUGCGGCGUGACGUCAUCAAGGGCAGCCAGGGAAUGUCCACUAACGCCACCGACCAGUACGACAUGAGCAAGCAGCAAGCCACGCCCACAACCGCGGCGGCUGCCAAGAGCCCACGCGUGGAGAAACAGACCGAGAGCGCGUGGCAACGCAAGCAACAGCAGAAGAAGAAGGGCAAGAACCGCAAGUGAAAUACUGAGUAGCAGUGCAGAUACCAGCAGCAGCGCACGGAACAAACACGGUGAAUUGAAUAUACAUUUUAAUAAUA